Acytostelium subglobosum LB1 is the source of this 2451-nucleotide messenger RNA. RefSeq lists its product as hypothetical. The record is from RefSeq and is a predicted model, not a curated record. Bases 1 to 2451 code for a protein of 816 amino acids. NCBI's taxonomy places the organism in Eukaryota, Evosea, Eumycetozoa, Acytosteliales, Acytosteliaceae. The transcript has a single exon. Gene Ontology annotation, molecular function: protein binding. Gene Ontology annotation, biological process: cell migration; regulation of Arp2/3 complex-mediated actin nucleation. Gene Ontology annotation, cellular component: plasma membrane; lamellipodium.
AUGUCAUUGACACUCGAGUAUCUGAACCUUUCGCACAACAAGUUUGACGACCAGGCCAACGCCGCCUUUGCCAGCUGGCUGAUCCGCUCGCAUGGCUACUCUAAGCUCAAGCAUCUUCUGUUGCACUCGUGUGGCAUCUCGGCAUUCAGCUUCUACUCGCUGCGACAUCUGGCGCGUCUCGAGCACCUUGACGUGAGCAACAACAAGCUGGAGGUGGGCUCCGAGCUGGACAAGCUGCUGCCCGUACUCUCCACACAGACACUCUACAAGCUCGAUUGUAACCAUUGCAACGUCAACAAGGAGGUGCUGGCACUCAUUCUCUGCAAGAUGUCGGACAAGAAGGCAUCGGUACAACUCGGUCUGAUGGGCCUGAACCUGGCCAACGCCGAUGAGAACUACGACAUGUUCUUCAGCUCGCUACUCCUGUUCAAGGACAGCGAGAUCUCAAUUAAGUCACUCAACCUGCGACAUGUACGCGGCACUGAGAAGACCAUCCUCACGCUUCUCCAAGUGCUGUCCGAGAUCAAGGUGAAUGAGCUGAUACUCGAGGACAUGGAAGUGAUAUAUCCACAGCAAACACAGCAGCAGCAGCAGGCCCAGCAACAGCAGAUCUCAAGCAUACCUCACAGCACAUCAUCAUCAUCGGACGACCAUCCACAUCAAGACCAUCCAUUCGCUAGCAACACUCUCAAUCUAAACAAUGUGCACAACUCAAGCACGGGCAAGCUGGAGCUUGGUGUCAGUCUGGACUUCAAUACCGUGCUUGUCGAGAUGGAGGACGAGGCAACAUCUGGCACCGAUGACAUGGCCGCAACAUCAGUGCAUCUCACUGGCUCACCUACCAAGUCCCCAACACAAUCUCACAAGGAUAGCGAGUUGUCCACAUCCACAUCAUCAACAUCAAUCUCCAACAGCAGUGACGCUGGUAGCGACCUCAAUCAAUCAUUCAGCAGUCUGUUGGCCAAGUCUUUGCAAAAGAUUUAUAUGAAUCCAGAGCUCAAGACAUUGAACUUGGCCAACCUUGGCAAGGCGACUGUGAUGAAGAUGUUGCCUUAUAUAUCAAAGAACUCAUCGGUAGCCUCGCUCGACAUUUCAAAGAAUGCUCUGGGCGACAUUGGUGCGCAACUGCUUGCCAACAGCUUGGCAUCCAACAGGUCGAUAUUGGCAAUCAACUUUGAUUCAAACAAUAUGACCAACAUUGGCUGGAACCAGAUGUUGAUAUCUCUUACACAGCAACAGACUGGCACCACUGGUAGCCGACCACUCCUCAAGGACUCGCCUUCACAGCCACCCAUGCCACUGACCUCGCCACACCCGCAUCUCCACUCUAUGAUAUACCCCCGCAUCGACUUUGAGAAGCUGAUCGUUGCCACCAACGACCCGACGCGCAGAAUGAACAUAUACCUGUUGAUAUCCAAGCUUCAGAUGGCAUUGAUCACCAACGGCAACCUGCACUACAGCGAUCGCAAGCAUCUGUCCAACAAGUUCCCGAUCGGCUUUUCGAGUAAGACAAAGGAGCCUUUCUUCCUGCCGACGCCCAACGUACUGUAUCCGCGCACACCCGUGCCCGCUGAAGUGCUGGCACAGAUGAAGAUCAAGGUGGAGCAGCAACGAGGUGUCAACAAUGGAAGCAGUGCCAUUGCCACUAUCACACAGUUCCUCAAGACAUCGGGACUGAGGCCCGUCAACAAGAGUGUACCAGCGGCAUCCAACGCCAACACAGUAGUCAUUGGCAUGCCACAACAGACGAUGGCCACCACGACCAAUAUCAUUCAUACCAAUCCCAUCAAGGAGGCAUCCUUCGCGGUCUCCAAGAAGCCCGCUACAGUACCGUCGCCAUCAUCACCAUCAUCUCCAUCAACAGACGAGGCGGACAAUGUUAGCGUCAGCACAACAUCAAGCCCCGCCAAGCCUAGCAUAGCGGCAGGUGUUGACUCACCAGUCUCGCCGCCAGACCAACGAUCUGGACGUAGACGUGGUGGUUUCUACCAACCUGUUACAGACAAUGAUGUUCCAGCCUCAUCAACAACACAAUCAUCAUCGACGACUACGACUACAACAUCAACAACACCGACUACAUCGCAACAACAACAACCGGGAGUGGCGCCAGAGGUAGGCGAUCGCGCUUCAAUGUAUAAGCCAGUGACUCAUCAACAGGUGUUUGAUGCCAUUGAGAGCCUGGAACUGGCAACCAACUAUUACUUUAGCGGCACUGGCAGCAGUAGCAGCACGACCAACACACCGAACAAUCAAUACACGACGCCGCCAAAGUCACCGGCACACGAGCCAGCAACCGACACCACAACAACAGACACGACAGCUGCAGCUGAGGAGCAAUUCACCAGAGUGCGCAGUCAGAGCGCCAUCUCGGCACCCAAGCUCGAGAAGCUUGUCGAGCAACAACUCAAGAUGAUGCAUGUCACAACUUCCUCGCUGUCAUCGCUUGAAUAA